UCUAGACGAGACAUCCCGUUCCCACGUUCUCUGCCGCUGCAGAAGUCGUCAGCUGUCCGGGUCGCCUUGAAUAAUGAAUGACGAAGAGCGUGACAGGGACGCCGAGAGCAACGAGGACAGGGCGCGCCACAACGCGAUGGAACGAAGUAGAAGGGAUCAGAUCAAGUACAGCUACAUCGGCCUACGGGACGCCCUACCUGAUCUACGAGGGACGAAGGCGUCUCGGGUCCAGAUCCUGAGUAAAGCGGCAGACUACAUCUACGCGAUGCGGUGCAAGAAUGCUGCCAACCGACGGGAUAUCGAGGAGCUCAAGAACCACAACAAAUACCUCGCCCUGCAAAUCAGGAAGAAGAUCAUGGCAAUGAAUAAAGCCAAGCCAACCAACGGUGGGCACUCUUGCACUGGUGGCUCCGCAUCUGAUGGGAAUUUGGCCACUACCUCCAACGGUGGCGAAAGUGUGGACAACGGCUCCGCACCGCUGUAGUCUGCACAGCCGACCGGCCUAAUCCGCAGCGUGGACGGCGUGUUGCGGAUGCACUGCUUUCUGGAACCGCGGGAAGCCUCUUAUGCGGGUCAAGGGAACUCAAGAGCGCGAACCGAACGUCAUCUUACCGUCGGCGGCUGUUCAACCGAACAAGAAGCACCGUUAUUUCGAACGUGGACACGACCACAAGUAAGCGACGGUAGGCACGUAGGCUCAUCUCGAUGCCGGUUUUGCAGACUCAGUGUCAAAACGCUUCGCAAUGAAGGUACUUCUCGGUGUACUGCCGCGUUGGCUACAAGCUGAUCGACGAAAGCCUUCGGCGGUUGGCGUGUAGAUGAUCAGCGUUGCAACCAACCGUGCACUUGCGCAUGUGACGAUCGUCUGACAGCACUGCGUCAUUGACUGUUGCGGCUCUCUUGCAAGAAUCGGCUCUCGCGUGGACAUAAAUGACCCUAGCAUAUUUGCGGCGAUCCCGUGUUUCUACUUUUGUGCCUCCCCUUUGGUUCCUUGUGCAUCAGAACUCGACAACUCGUCUUCGUCAAA
Dermacentor silvarum is the source of this 1027-nucleotide messenger RNA. Its product is annotated as protein max. The transcript has a single exon. Gene Ontology annotation, cellular component: RNA polymerase II transcription regulator complex. Gene Ontology annotation, molecular function: protein dimerization activity; DNA-binding transcription factor activity. Gene Ontology annotation, biological process: positive regulation of transcription by RNA polymerase II. The record is from RefSeq and is a predicted model, not a curated record. NCBI's taxonomy places the organism in Eukaryota, Metazoa, Arthropoda, Arachnida, Ixodida, Ixodidae. Bases 74 to 484 code for a protein of 136 amino acids.